This is a messenger RNA of Heterobasidion irregulare TC 32-1, 1197 nucleotides long. Its product is annotated as glycoside hydrolase family 28 protein. Bases 1 to 1197 code for a protein of 398 amino acids. NCBI's taxonomy places the organism in Eukaryota, Fungi, Basidiomycota, Agaricomycetes, Russulales, Bondarzewiaceae. The transcript is spliced from 14 exons. Gene Ontology annotation, molecular function: polygalacturonase activity. Gene Ontology annotation, biological process: carbohydrate metabolic process. The record is from RefSeq and is a predicted model, not a curated record.
AUGACCUGGAACUUAGUUGGAAGUCGUGUUGACAUGCAUGGCUAUUUGAACUUUAAACCUGAUAUCCUAUAUUGGCUAAACGCCAGUAGCACCUACAGAGUCGUGUUCAUUCAAGACCAAGCCUCGUGGUUCGUCAUUACCGGAAACAAUUUCGAGGUGAACGCACACAACGAAGGCGGUAUCAACGGUAAUGGACAGCCGUGGUGGUCCUAUUAUGCCAAUCGCACUCGUGAGGAUGGGGACGGGCGCCCUAUCGCACUCACUUUGUCCAAUGUGACCCAUGGCCGUAUUUCUAACUUCCAUGUCAUAUCCCCACCCUUCUGGUGCAACGCGGUCGCGAACUCCGAGGAUGUGAUUUAUGACGGCAUGAACUGCAACGCCACGAAUACCGAUCCGGCAGGGGCAGGUCGGAACCUCGUCCCGAAUACCGACGGUGAGCAGGUUGCGCCGGUACUGACGUGGACGCUCAACAUGCCACAAUCUGUAGGCAUCGAUACCUACCGUAGUAAUCGUAUUACCCUCGAGAACUGGGACGUCACUUGCGGUGACGAUUGUCUAGCAAUCAAAGGGAACACCACCGACUUGCUCGUACGCAAUGUAACCUGCCGCGGUGGAAAUGGUAUUGCAUUCGGAUCUCUAGGACAAUACGUCGAUUUGCCCGAUAUAGUUGAAAAUGUGGUAAUCGAAAAUGUCAAGACGAUACGCCUUGACCCCGAAGUCCAGCCCAACAUGAAGUCGGGGGCCUAUCUGAAAACAUGGACUGGUACGGUCCACGGGAGUCCGCCCACCGGCGGCGGAGGGGCUGGAGGCCACGUUUCGAACGUUACUCUGCGCAACUUUUCUUUAGAUCGGGUCGAUCUGCCAACCCAGCUGUACCAGACGAACGACGGUCACUCCCAGGACGCGCCGUCGACGUUGCGGUUCAGCGAUAUCACCUGGGAAAACUGGCAAGGCACUUCGACUGGGGCUGAACUGGUCUCUCUGAGCUGCAGCUCUGCUGCGCCCUGCCCGCAUAUGGUGUUCCAGAACUUUAACGUAAUGCCGCCAUAUAACGAGACCGCCAAGUACAUCUGUACCAACGUUGUCGAUGAACAAGGUCUCCCAGCUGAUAUGGUCAAGGGGGCAGGGCGACUCUCGUUGGCCGCUAUUCUUGCGCCCCCACGCUUCCCCAGGGUUUUCCCCCAAGAAGUUCGCUGA